Molecule: messenger RNA, 1822 nt
Organism: Betta splendens (Siamese fighting fish)
Lineage: Eukaryota; Metazoa; Chordata; Actinopteri; Anabantiformes; Osphronemidae
Gene: pgrmc1
Product: progesterone receptor membrane component 1
Exons: 3
Coding region: 99-644 (181 amino acids)
Cellular component (GO): membrane; endomembrane system
Source: RefSeq, a predicted model, not a curated record
CGAGGCCGCAGCAGUGAUUGGUGCAGGCUCCCUGUCAUCCACCCGUCCCACCCUGCACUCACAUACACACACACGAGCCACAGGCAGUACAGACCAACAUGGCUGAGUCCGAGGCAAGCGAGGUAACUUCUGGCGGAAUCUUUCAGGAGAUCUUCACGUCUCCGCUCAACCUGACCCUGCUCAGCCUCUGCCUGUUCCUCCUCUACAAAAUCUUCCGCGGGGACAAACAACCAGAUUUCGGCGAGGUCGAAAAGCCGCUGCCCAAGAUGAAAAAGAGGGACUUCACCCUCGCAGACUUGAAGCUCUACGAUGGGGAACAGGAUCCCAGGAUCCUGAUGGGCGUGAACGGCAAAGUGUUCGACGUGACCCGAGGAAAGAAGUUUUACGGACCAGGUGGGCCGUAUGGAGUGUUUGCCGGCAGAGAUGCGUCCAGAGGUUUGGCUACGUUCUGUCUAGAGAAGGAGGCCCUGAAAGACGAAUAUGACGACCUGUCUGACCUGAACGCCAUGCAGCAGGAGAGCCUCUCUGAGUGGGAGUCCCAGUUUACUUUGAAGUAUGACUACAUCGGCAAGCUUCUGAAGCCAGGAGAAGAGCCCACAGAGUACACAGACGAUGAUGAGGGAAAGGACAAGAAGACAGACUAGAGAGUGAAAACUGACCAAGAUGGAAAAUAAUAGAUGCCUUAAUAUUUGUUUGCAUUUCAAUGCCAAUUCAAUGACUGUUAGGAGACAACAUUACCAUAUUCUGUACACAUUCUAGUAUGUUUGAAUCAUCACGAUCUUGGAUGUGACUUAAAUAGGGCACAACACCCUUGGAUUCAACCACACGGUUAUAUAUUAAGUAAAAAUGUAGUGUGAGUAGCAGUGACAGCAGCUGUAGGUGGGGGUAUAGGGCAGUUAUGUGACAAUGAUGUGAAAGUUGUAAAAACACUUUAGUUCCAUCUCUUUACAAAAAUGUUUUUGACUAAUUGUCUUAUAGGCUUGUUAUCAAAAUAUUCCCCUAUUGCUGUUUUAUUACAGGCUGUACACAUUCCUUUUAGACACCAUUGAUUACCUCGCAUUAAUUCAAAAUGAAAAGCUACAUUAUAUAAGUUUUUCAGCUAUCUUUGUGGAAAAUAUGCUUUAAGCGUAAACUAAUGUGAAAAAUGUGCUGUUAAGAGCUUUUUUUGAACCAGACAUAUUAAACGGCCUCAGAUGGUUUCUGUUCAAUUUGUUAAGCUCUUCCAACCGCGGCAAACCAAGACCAGGGGUGGGACACGAAGGUGGAAAAGACAUAAGCUCAUGGUUUUCUGGACCAAGCACUGAUGAGCUAAUUAACAUUUUUUUAUCAUCACAAACACUUACAAGAGUUAAGAUCAUUUAAUUUGAUACAUCUAAAAUGUAGGUUAAAUAUCGUUUAUUAUGUGAUGCAAAAACCAUUGCUGCACUUAAAACUCUAGGAAAGGCAGUUUUAGAAAAUUAAUGUCUUUUUCUUGGACACUAAACCGCUCAUGGCAAAAUCAUAUUCUAUUAUUGAAUAGCAGUCCUUCUGACAGUGCUUUGUUAAUUCCCCUACACAGUCCGUGAUUUUUGAAUAUUGCCGAGCUAAGGAAACAACAGAUUUUUUUUCUGAACAGUCUGAUGAUUUGUUUCCAAUCUCCGCUAAAGAAAGAAGUGAAUGAUUUCAGGUGAAGAUGAAAAGCAUUGAUUUAAAUUCCAGAUUUCUUUUUUAUUUUUAUUUUUUAACUGUCUUUUAUUCUGUCACGGUAUUCUCUGCUCUGUACUUUGCUGUUGUGUGAAGUAAUUUCCCCACUGUGGGUCUAUUAAAGGUUUUCUUAUCUUAA